Messenger RNA from Vespa velutina, 3003 nucleotides. It is a transcript of the gene Fa2h, whose product is annotated as dihydroceramide fatty acyl 2-hydroxylase FAH2. The record is from RefSeq and is a predicted model, not a curated record. Bases 393 to 1532 code for a protein of 379 amino acids. The transcript is spliced from 6 exons. Lineage: Eukaryota; Metazoa; Arthropoda; Insecta; Hymenoptera; Vespidae. Gene Ontology annotation, biological process: lipid biosynthetic process; fatty acid metabolic process. Gene Ontology annotation, molecular function: heme binding; fatty acid 2-hydroxylase activity; iron ion binding. Gene Ontology annotation, cellular component: endoplasmic reticulum; membrane.
AAGAGAGAGAGACAGAGAGAGACAGAGAGAGAGGGAAAGAGAGAGAGAGAGAGAGAGAGAGAGAGAGAGAGAGAAAGAAUUAUGUUCAUUAAUAUCGAAAAUCACGAAGUCAAAGAGAACGGUUACAUAUCGAUGAUAAUAUUAAAUUUAGCGAUGAAGUACGAUUAUAAUCGGAACGUUCACGUAAUGCCGCCUGUGAAAUCUUAUCUAUGAGGCUUUUAACAAGGUAGGCGUAGAACGUGGUGUAGUAUGUGCGUGACUGGCGUGUUAACAUUGUCUAAUCUCUGUGGUUAAGCAAUACAUAUUUUCAUUGAUUUUGAAUUUAUAAAAAAAAAAAAAAAAAAAAAGAAGAAGUCUUUUUUUAAUAAAGAAUUAAAAUAUCAAAACUCGUUAUGAACGAAACGAAAAGUACUGUCGAUGUUAUAUUAAACGAACAUAAUUCCGUUAAGUUGCGUAAUAUUGAAAGAUUUCGAUCUGACAAUGAUAUUAUUGUUGAUGAUGAUGAUGAUGAUGAUGAUGAUGAUGAUGAUGAUGAUGCUAUUGCCAAAGAAUCGCAAGACGGAAGAAGACGUUUUAUAUCUGACGAUGAAACAGAGAAGAAGAAAUUUAUAGUUAAAUACAAAGGACGUAUUUACGAUAUUCGUGGAUUUUUAAAUUAUCAUCCGGGUGGUAAAAAGACACUUAGUUCAUACAAGGAAAAACAUUUGGAUCGUGUUUUAAAAGAAUAUCCACAUUCGGACGCGGCUUUCCAUUUGUUUAAUGAAUAUGCAUUGGAUAAUAAAAACAAAUAUGACGAGCUUGAGAGUUUGAUAGAUUGGAACACACCUUUAUUAAGUCAAGUGGGCAAGUUAAGUGAUCGAUAUUGGCAGUGGGUGAAUCUACCGGUAAACCGACCGAUACGAUUAUUUCAAUCAAAUAUAUUGGAAUUUUUAACAAUCACACCAUGGUACAUGAUACCGAUCGUAUGGAUUCCUAUUUGUGCAUAUUUUCUCUAUACGGGAUUUAGUCUAAGCAUUACUCGUCAAUUUCCAAUUUUUUCUUUAUUAGAAGGCCUCCUUGCCUUCGCGGGAGGGGUAUUAUUGUGGACAUUUGAGGAAUAUCUGUUACACCGUAAAUUGUUUCACUUCAGGCCGCCAGGGAAUUCAAAAAUACUUAUCACGUUACAUUUCCUUCUUCAUGGUUUGCAUCAUAAGGCACCUUUUGAUGGUCAAAGAUUAGUAUUUCCACCUAUAGCUGGUAUUAUCAUAGCAAUAGGCAUAUGUAAAUUGUACAUAUCGAUAUUUCCUGAUUUUAUAGCCAACUUUAUUAGUGCUGGAUCUGUUGCAGGAUACUUGUGUUACGAUUUAAUGCAUUAUUAUUUGCAUUAUGGUAAACCUAAUGCCAAAACAUAUCUUUACGAUUUAAAGAGAUAUCACAAUUAUCAUCAUUUCUCGCAUCAUGAUGAAGGUUUCGGUAUUAGUAGUAAAAUUUGGGAUUAUGUUUUUAACACAGAUAUACGUUUACAGGAGUUGGCAAAACCAAUAGAAUGGUAAUUUCCUGCUUAUGAGUGAUAAAUGUAAUAGAAAAGUUUAUACUUAGCAUGUAACAUGCUUUCAGCUUGGCUAUUGUUGUUUCUGAUAGAAAGUAUUACUUAAGUACUUCAAGCCAUAUUGCUUAAUAGAUAAAGAUGUUUAAAAACGAUUAUACGAUCCUCUGAGCGAAAUACCAUGUCAUUAAUCAAUAUUAUACAUGAUGCAUUUUAUAACAUAACUUUGGAAAAUCUUAUUAAAAUGCAUGUUGUAUAAAGAUAAAUUAAUUAAGUACUUUGAUAUUCUUAAUCUAAAUCAAGAGUACUCAAUUAUACCCUUGAACAAAUUUUUUAAUUAACUUAAAUAUCAUUAUAGUUUUUUUUUGUUUUGUUAUACCUCAUAUGUGUAUGUAUAUAUAUAUAUAUAUAUAUAUAUAUAUAUAUAUAUCAUUUUCAAUACGAUGAUAUAUUUCCACAGCCAAGUGAAUUACUUUCAAAUAUCAGUUAUAAUUAAUUAAAUGAUAUAAUUUUCUUAUGGAGUCUCAGUUUUAAUUAUUUUCCUACCCAUACUCAGUUGAGGAAAUGUACUUUUGUUUGGUGGUGGAUUUAACCUAGACGACAAAUAGACAAAAGGUUCUAACAAUGUUUGUCUAUCCAUUACAUUGAUCUCAUAAUGCUUUACCUUUUCCCUGGUACACCAAUUGCUUGCUUUAUUAGAUGUAUUCUCUAAGCUAUUAGAUUUAUUUUCAUUAUUAGUUUUAUUACCUAAAACUAUUACUGUUAUUUCUUUCUUAUCCUUGUUCUUAUCGAUGUCCUUCUUCAAUGGAAAUAAAACAUCCAAAGAUUCUGGUUUCAUAGUGUCGUAUACUAAGAUAUAACCAUCUGCAAAACCAAGAUAGUGCCUGGGAAGUUGUUGAUUGUUCGCGUUGCUUUGUAAUGAUUCUAAACCAGCGGUGUCGUAAAAUCUAACUCUCUCUUUUGUACCACGGUCCGUUUCUAUAUUAGCAACAUAGAUGUCUUCUAUAGUAGGAUGAAUUUCCUAUCAAAUCAUAGAAACAAUUUUCAAUAACUUUUCGUCGAACAAAGUAUUAACAAGUGAAAAGUUAUAAUUAUAACCUAAAUUUCUUACCGUUUUUGGGGUGACAUUUCCAUAUAUGAGUUGUUCCAGCAAUGCCGUUUUUCCUACUCCUUUCAUUCCACAGACGACUACUCUUGUUGGCUUUCCCAUAUUUAGAAUCUGGUGGUAAUCCUACCACGAUUUCAUUACCUUUUCCUAUUACGUCACAUCUUGGUAUUUGCACUUGAAAUAAUGCAUCGCUUUUAACGUGCAAGUUGAUGCAAUAUUUCCAUAAUUUUUAUCUUUAUUUAUUAAACGAUCAAUCAAUUUCAUAACCUUAUUCUUAUCAUUGUGCAUAGAAUUUGUGAUUGUUAAUAAUACGAUGUAAUUUUAUUUAAAAUGUACAAUUUCGAUACGAAUAAAAGAAAUUACAAUAUAA